Messenger RNA from Symbiodinium sp. CCMP2456, 1383 nucleotides. NCBI's taxonomy places the organism in Eukaryota, Dinophyceae, Suessiales, Symbiodiniaceae. The record is from the annotation of a GenBank genome assembly.
AUGUCGGCCCCCGGGCUUCCCAACAUGCGGCGAUCAGCCCAUCUUCUGCGGAAUUGUGCCUUGGCGCUCUUCGCCGGCCUGGCCCUGAACGUCGCCACGAGCAUCGGCUUCGCCUCCUUUGGCUCCUCUCUUUUUACCGGCUCGAGGAGCCAGACACGGCUCGCCAGCUCGCCGGGACGGCGCUUGGACUUGAGAACCUCGCAGCGGGUAGCUCCAGAUGGAAUGGAUGGGCUUGCGGUUCAAGGUCUGUUGGAUUCUUCUCUGUUGACCUCCUUUGCGGACCAAGCUGGCAACAUCAACGGGAUCUUAUUCCAGGGCUCACUGCCCGCAUACCUGCUCUUCCUGUACUUUUUGAGUUACAAAGGGAACAACACUCCGCCCUUGACCUUUUUCGGUUUCGCCUUCUUGCUGGUCUUCGUGCUCCUGACGAUUCCAGCGGGCAUCAUCUCCAAGAGCACCUACGGCCUGAUCUUGGCGGAUUCAGACUGGGUGCAUGGUAGUGCGGAGUCUCUCCUGACCUGUACCAACAUCAUGAUCGUUUUGGGCUUCCGUGGGGCCCUGACGGGAAAUGCUGACCUUGCAGACAACGGCACAGUGCGAAACAUCGCUUUUGGAUGGCUGGCGGCCGUGAUUCUGACGCUGGCUGCCGGCAUCCCAGUCUUUGGCUUUGAGGCUCACACGCCUUUCUUGUCCGGUGUUGGUGCUUUGGACAUCGGCUCUGCCGAGCCUGUGAAUGCUUUGUCUAUUCCAAAUUGGAUCGUGCAUUGGUCGACCGUCUUCGAGUUCCUUCUGGCCAUGUCCUUGGCCUGGCGCUAUGCCGAUGCUGUGGGGAACCCGAAGUGGAAGGGUUUGACCUGGGGGAUGCUCCCCUCCUCGAUCUCGAGCGUCUGCGCGCUGACGUUCCAUAUCUUUUACAACCAGAUCCCUUGGAUCCUGACGGGGCAAGCUCUCUUCACCUUCAUCGGCAAUGCCACCUUGGCCCUGGCGACCUAUCGCAUCGCCGUCUCCAACGGCUGGACCUUGGGCGAGCUGGAUCCCCGGCGCCUCUUCGAGGAGAAAACGGAAGAGAGCUCCGGCUCUUCCUCCUCGGGCUUUGAGAUCGCCAAGGUGUCGAAGAGUCCAGAAGGCGAGCUGACCUCCGGGCCGCUCUUGUUGGCCGAAGUGAUCCUCCUGACCCUCCUCUUUGCUUAUGGCACCAAGUACGGAGAGCUCAUGCUUUCGCCCAGCACCUUCCAGUCACCGGAAUCGAGUCCCCAAGCAGCGGCCCUCAUUGCGCUCCCCGUCCUCCUCGUGGCUUACAUCAUCUACGGUCAAAGCCCCGACCUCCAAAGCGGCCAGCUCCCGCCCCUCGCCCUCUCCUCGUCUUCAGCCAAGGAGAAAUAG